Messenger RNA from Fusarium sp. VM40, 1257 nucleotides. NCBI's taxonomy places the organism in Eukaryota, Fungi, Ascomycota, Sordariomycetes, Hypocreales, Nectriaceae. The record is from the annotation of a GenBank genome assembly.
AUGGCUUCUCCGCCCAAACCCUGGGAGCAGCCUGGCGCGGCUACGACUGCUGCCGUUCCGUCUAUGUCAUCCUCAUUUGCGUCUGGAACUACUGCCGCAUCGCCCACUGAUUCAUCUGCCGCCCCUCCGCUUCCCAAUCGGCCUUCUUCUCUUGCAUCUGCUGUCAACCAGAACGCUGCCAACUACAGCCGAAUGAAUACCUCGCCGUACGGCUCCAUGGGCGGCGCCUACUCGUCGCCCUACUCCAGUCCCUACUCGCGCAUGGGUAUGGGUGGUGGUAUGGGUGGCUAUGGCGGCGGUUACGGCAGCAUGUAUGGAGGAGGAGGAUAUGGUGGUUAUGGAGGCGGCAUGUAUGGUGGCAUGGGCGGUGGUAUGUACGGCGGUGGCAUGGGAAUGCCUGGCGACCAGAACAGCUUGACGAAUAGUUUCAACAACAGCACUCAAGCCACCUUCCAAAUGCUCGAAGGCAUCGUCACAGCCUUCGGUGGCUUCGCACAGAUGCUCGAAAGCACCUACAUGGCUACACAUUCUAGCUUUUUCGCUAUGGUCUCUGUUGCUGAACAAUUUGGCAACCUGAGAGACACCCUGGGCUCAGUCCUGGGCAUCUUCACUGUGAUGCGAUGGAUUCGAACUUUGCUUGCGAAGAUUACUGGCCGACCGCCACCAGCCGAUGCGACUGCUCUUACCCCAGCUGCCUUUGCUCGCUUUGAAGGCCGCAGUAUUGGCCCCGACGGCAACCCUCUUCCCACCAAAGCUAGCAGGAAACCUCUCAUCUUCUUCGUUCUGGCCGCAUUUGGUAUUCCAUACCUUAUGUCCAAGAUGAUCAGGACGCUUGCCGCCUCACAAGAACAGGAGCAAAAACGCCUCCAAGCUCAGGCUAUUGAAGCGCAACAACCCGUCGACCCUUCCAAGCUGGAGUUCUGCCGACUUACCUUCGAUUUCCUUCCCCAGCCCAACACCGGUAUGGAGCUUGAAGCUCGAAAAGGUGAUUUGGUCGCCGUUCUCAACAAGAAUGACCCUUCGGGUAACCCCAGCGAAUGGUGGCAAUGUCGUGCUCGCGAUGGUCGCCAAGGCUAUCUUCCCUCUACCUACCUCGAGGUUAUCAAGCGUCCGGCGCAGGAGCCCAAGAAGCUCAAGGCCGCCCCUAGCGACAGCAGCCGCACCAACUCUUUGACAAGCUCGAUCGCCCACCCAGAGGAGGGCAACAAAGAAUAUGCAUCCGCCGAUGGCAUGCAGAGAAGCCACUUCUAUUCAUAG